Molecule: messenger RNA, 654 nt
Organism: Macadamia integrifolia
Lineage: Eukaryota; Viridiplantae; Streptophyta; Magnoliopsida; Proteales; Proteaceae
Product: pollen-specific leucine-rich repeat extensin-like protein 1
Exons: 1
Coding region: 1-654 (217 amino acids)
Source: RefSeq, a predicted model, not a curated record
AUGUGUCCCGUUGGUCCUAUUCCGGCAUACUGCUACCAACCACCACCAUCGCCACCUCCUCCGCCAUCUCCACCUCCACCACCAUUCUAUUUUCCACCAUCACCUUCUCCAACACCACCACCAUCGCCACCAUUUCUCUCCCAGACAGCUCAGGUAAUACUCAUGACCGUCACACUCAGUGGUUUCUUCCUCCUUGCACUUCUCCCACUUGCUCUUUUCUUGUAUUCAGAAAGGACGAAAUUAAGGCCAAUAGUUGAUGAACCUGAGAACACAAAUGUCCCAGAACUGCAGUGGAUCUCCCCCGAAGCCAGUGUGACUGAACCAUUAAUAAAAAAGAAGGAUGGAAUUCAAGAAGAAAUAGUUCAAGUAUCUGAGAACAGUGUCCCAGAACUGCCGCAGUGGUUCUCCCCCGAAGCCAGUGUGACUGAACCAUCAUCAAUGAAAGAGAAGGAUGGAAUUCAAGAAGAAAUAGUUGAAGAAUCUGAGAACAGAAGUGUUCAAGAACCGCCACAAUCGAUCUCCCCCGAAGCCCAUGUGACUGAAACAUCAAUGGAAGAGAAAGAUGGAAUUCAAGAAGAAAUUAGGGAAGAAAGUGCUGAGGAAAACAGGCUUCCACAAGCUAUAGGGAUGACUACAAAGCCUCCUAUGACCUGA